AUGCACAGUGAUAAAGGAAAAGCCGUAUGGAAUUCGACCUUGAUAGAGAUUUUCAUUAAGGAAUGCUUGGAGCAAGUGUAUAGGAAACAAAGGAAAGGAACUACUUUCAACAAAAAUGGGUGGCAAGCAAUAAUUGAGGGGUUUGAGGCAAAAACAGGAAAAAGUGAAGAGAAGCUAAAUUUAUUAGACACUGCAGUACUUACAGGGGUCACUAAUGAGUUGUUGGGCCUGAAUGUUACCAUAAAUACUGGUGGAACUAGUGGUGACGGAAGUCAAGGCAAGAGAAAGAGGGUGGUAGGCAUUGGUGGGAGGAAAAAGCAAAAAGUCCCUACCUCAAUGAAAAUAACAGAUGUGAUGAGUGAAAUGGCAAAGGAUAAUGAAGCUAGAACAGAGACAGUGAAUAAGAUUUUGGUAAAUGACAUAGGAGUUUUUGAGGUUGUGGCUCACCUAAAUGGACUCCCAAAAGUUUUUGGUGAUAAAGAUUUGCAUUAG
Messenger RNA from Prosopis cineraria, 492 nucleotides. RefSeq lists its product as uncharacterized. The transcript has 2 exons. Bases 1 to 492 code for a protein of 163 amino acids. Lineage: Eukaryota; Viridiplantae; Streptophyta; Magnoliopsida; Fabales; Fabaceae. The record is from RefSeq and is a predicted model, not a curated record.